Messenger RNA from Python bivittatus (Burmese python), 3041 nucleotides. It is a transcript of the gene GTSE1, whose product is annotated as G2 and S-phase expressed 1. NCBI's taxonomy places the organism in Eukaryota, Metazoa, Chordata, Lepidosauria, Squamata, Pythonidae. Gene Ontology annotation, molecular function: microtubule binding. The record is from RefSeq and is a predicted model, not a curated record. Gene Ontology annotation, cellular component: microtubule cytoskeleton; cytoplasmic microtubule.
CGUAAGGUGGCGCGGACACUGAUUUUUCUCUAACUGGUUAGGAGGCUGUGAGCGUCGUUUAAACCAACCAAUGAGGUGGAAGAAACGGGCUGGGGGUGGGUGGAGUGGCCAUUUGAAAUGGAAUCGCGGGGAGCUCCACGGAGGGGAAUUGGAUUUUGCUUUGAUCCCUUUCUGAGGUGAAUUCGAAUCUAGUUCCGAGGUUUGGGGUUACAUUUAGCGGCUUCCAGGCUGUGUGCAAGCGGCAAUCGGUGGUGUAGCUAAACUUUGUUCAUCCCGGCUCUGGAGACGGGAAAACCGGGCCGGGCGCGUCCUCCGAGGAGUGUCCAAUUUAUUCACGUGUGAACGGUCCACGAGGGCCUGGCGGUAAGGGUUGACAUCAUGGAAGAUGGAAAAACAUUGCAUUCAGAAUAUAAAACAGCAGACGUUCACCUCAAUGAUUUUCACCUCCUGACCGAUGAAAAAUUUGAUUUUGACCUUUCACUGUCUCCCACAAGUGAAAAUGAAGAUGAAGUUUUUAUUGGACCAAUGGGCCAUAAAGAAAAAUGUAUUGCUGUGUCUCUUGAAACCCAUGAAGAAAGUGAAAAUAGAAUUCCGUCACUUACAAAUGACCUAGCAUGGAGCCCUCCUGCUGGUGAUAAAUUUGUGGAAAUAUUUAAAGAAGCUCAUUUGCUAGCUCUCCAGCUUAAAAGUGGAAGCAAAACAAAGAAAAACAAUACUGUCCAUCCAGGGAAGGAAAAGACAGAGGUUGCCGAAAAAUUUGUGAAAGAAUCAAGGUCAAAACUGAAAAUCCUUGAAAAAGGAGUAGUGACAGAUAAAACACCAACAGCCACUAGAAGAGAGACAUACUGUAUAUGGGAAAGUCCAAGUGGCCAACUGUUGCCUUCAAUUCAGAAGCGUUUAGGGCAACCUGUCACAAUAAUGGAUAGUGCUCAUUCUCCCCAAAUGCCUCUGAACACAUCAAGUCCUGCUAAAACAGAUAAAUUACCAGAAACUCCUACUCUACCCUUGGCCCAUGCAAAGAAUGACACAAACCUUAAAAAAAGAAGCAAAUUUCAGACUGUAAAAACACUACCUGCAUUUAGAAAUAACAGUUACUUAGCGGUAGGAGAGCCCAAACAAGGAAAAUUGCCUAGUCCUUCCAACACAAUUUACUCAAAUAGUAUGGGAUCGUCUGAAGAUUUGCUUUCUGACAAAUCAAGCAUAGCUUCGGAUGCAGGAGAAUCAUUCUCUACCAGUUCAUCUAUGCAAAGCAAGAGAACUCUCCCUACUCCCAGCAAGUUGGGAAUGAAGACAAGACAACUGAAACCUCCUAAUGAUGUUCAUAUGCGAAGAAAUACUUCAUCUUCCUCCUCCUCCUCCAUUUCCAGCAUGAAUUCAAGUUUGAAUUCAAGUCUGUCAAUUUCUCCUAAAAGAGGAAAUGUCAAAACAAGUAUUACAAAAGCUCCUGCAGGCAUCUCCAAGCACUCUUCCGGAACAAGCAAGAUUUCCAUAGUUAAACCUAUGAAAGGGGUUUCAGUGAAUGCUGCCCACUCUGAUGCAUCUGGAAAGCAACCCACACCCAGAUGUGGUGCUAAAGGAAAUCCUGUGAAUAUACCCAAAUAUACCCUGACAUCUGAGACUGCAAGCAGUAAGUUGCAGAAAGGAGGUUCUGAUCAGAAAUUAUUACCAAAAAACACACUGGGAAAUGCAAGUACAAGUUCAAGUCCUAAACUUAACUCUAAAACAGCACCCCCAAACUUAAAGAGAGAUACAUUUUCAGAAAAUGAAGCCACCAGAGUAUUGCAAUCAAAUCUGGUACUGUCUUGUAGCAAUAUUGGAAGCAAUAUUGCAGUUUCCCCACCUGUCAAACAAUUAGAAGGAACCGUACAAAAAUCCUGUUCUGCUGUGAAGCUUGCUUUACGGACUCCAAACAUGAGGCAUUCUACAUUGCCUACCCCUGUCGGUCGACGUAUCUCAGGAAUUCCAACACUGACCCCUAAAACAGUGCCCAGAACAAUGAUAUCUCCUAAUCUUUUAGCUCUUCAUGUUUCUAGUGUGUCUUCUAAAAAGACUCCAGGAAUUAGUUCUAAAUAUGUGAAUGAGAACAAGACAUGGGUGUCUUCAAGCUCAUCUUCAACAGAGGAAGACUUCUCUCUGCCACAGGUUAUACCUAUUGCACUUGAUUUUUCACCAGAUAAACCUUUUAUUGAAAUAGAACAAGACAUAACUAAAAAAGGGAAAGUAGAAGAAGUAAUACCAGCUAAGGAGAGCUUGUUGAUAGAAUAUGAAAGAGAUAAAACACCAGUGGCCAUCCAGGAAUGUGAAAACAAACCUCUCAUUGAUCUUUUUAACACUCCUGAAAUUAUUAAAGCCCCUCCAUUGAAACCUACAGGACAGCUAAUAGAUCUGAGCUCUCCUUUGAUGAAACUAAGUCCUGAAGGAAAUAAAGAGAAUUCACCUCUUCUGAAAUUUUGAUUUUUUAAAAAUUGGUUUUCAAACUAGAAAAAAAUCUGGAGUUUAGCAACUAAUAUGUUUCACUGGUCAAUAGUUCUAAUACUGGGAAAAAAAGACUUGAAAUUGCAUGGAAUUUAAAUUGUGAACUUGAAAUAUUGAUAUAUUGCUGCUAGGAAAAAUGGGGAAGAUAGCUUAAAUUUUUCUAUAUUUUAAGGAAUGCUGGUUGUAGCAAUGUCUUUCCUGGUAAAACAUGCUAGAUAUUUGUUUGAAAAUUGUGCAAAGUAAAUUGUAGAAAUAUGUCAAAUGUUAUUAGCUGAAAUAAAGUAAUGCAUUUUAAAUAUUUAUUAUGCACUUUCAUAAUUAUUGCACAAUAUUCAGUGUCUCUGUGAAGGCAAUCACAAUUCAGUUACUCUGUAAGAAUGGCAGAGUAUUAAAUGCAGAACUUCUGUUUAUGGCUGUGUGUGUAGUUUUACUGUUCCUUUACAUUGAACAACCAAGUGUGCAAAAAGGAAUGAGUUCUCCAAAAUUUGAUUAGGGUAGCUAAUUUGAGUAACUCAAUACAGAACAAUACACUGUUUCAAACUACCUUGCAUCAAGGAUAAUUUUUU